This is a messenger RNA of Cynoglossus semilaevis (tongue sole), 1861 nucleotides long. RefSeq names its product transmembrane and ubiquitin-like domain containing 2 (gene tmub2). The record is from RefSeq and is a predicted model, not a curated record. The coding region runs from base 164 to 1141 and encodes 325 amino acids. The transcript has 3 exons. Gene Ontology annotation, molecular function: protein binding. NCBI's taxonomy places the organism in Eukaryota, Metazoa, Chordata, Actinopteri, Pleuronectiformes, Cynoglossidae. Gene Ontology annotation, biological process: ERAD pathway.
AUCCAAAACAAGCGCUUCUUUCGCCGGCAGUGACGUCACACCGCCUGGUCUGUGUUUGUUAUGUGUUCGCUUUUUUUCUGAGGCGUAACUGCUAACAGGCGUUUAGCUUCAUCCUCAAACAUGGUCUGAUUUCGCUGCGGGCAGUGUGGUGUGGAGGACCGAGAUGGCAGUGUGUGCACUGACCAUGUUGGAUGGGAUGGAGGCAGAGGUCACUGCAGCAGGUGGAAUGUUGCUCCUGUUCCUUGCCCUCAUCUUGGCUUGGCUCUCUACUCAUGUUGCUGACCGAGGAGACCACAUAUUGGGCACCAUCCUUACCGUUGGUGCACACGCCUCUCUCAUCGGGCUGGGGGGCAAUGACAAUUACAGCGGAGGGGCCCAGAGUCCCGACACCUCCGAACAACAAGUUCCUGCACCUCCACAAGAAAACAAGUCGGAUGAGGGUGAGCCGGCGAGUGAGAGAGGAGAGGGGGAGGAUGCGGAAGGACUGAGGAUGGAUCUGCUGCUGGACAUUCAGAGCAAACAACCACAAGCCGCGGGACUGCUUAAUUCUGAUGAAGAUGACGAUUAUGAAGAGGAUGACGAUGAAGAGCUUGAGGAUGAAAAUAAAAGUCUUGUAGUGUCGGUCCCUCUGGUAACAAGUACCGUUGCACCCACAACCAUGACUACUGCUUCCAUUUCCAUCCGGCUUAAGUUCCUUAAUGACACCGAGGAGUUGGCUGUUGUGGAACCAGAAGAUACUGUAGGACUGUUAAAGAGUAAAUAUUUCUCAGGUCGGGAGCAUCAAAUCAAGUUGAUCUACCAAGGCCAGUUGCUGCAGGAUCCUAAGAAAACCUUUUUAUCCCUAAAGAUUACACACAACAGUGUCAUCCACUGCCACAUCUCUCCAGCUCUGCCCGAGCCCAGCCCUGAGGAAGGGGAUGAGUCAGGAGCAGGAACGGGAGCCAGCUUCGGGGGACUCAGAGCCGCUGGUGUAGCCCUUAGCACCAGCAGCUUGGUGGUGCCCGUUUUCGUGGUUGUGCUUGCUGUGGUGUGGUACUUCCGCAUCAUCUACAGGCAGUUCUUCACCGCCCCUGCGACCAUCUCCCUUGUGGGAGUCACUGUGUUUUUCAGCUUUCUGAUAUUUGGUAUGCACAGCCGUUAAAAAGGCGCACAGUUAAAGAGUGGAAUGUUUUGAGGUAAAGAACCUUGGUAAAUGCACAGGCGUUUGUAGACAUGGACUAAUCGUAAAGGGCCAAUGCGGGCUGACGGGUAUGUUUGUUUGGUUAGGUUAUUAAUCUGUCUGUGCAUGUUCCUGAGUUUUUCAAAAGGGGUGAGUGUACAAUUUGUGAGGGUGAAUAAUCUGCAGCGAGUGAAGAUCUACUUUAAACAAAACCAUAAUUUAGCUUCUCUUUAAACGUGACUCAGUGGCUCACACCGUGUUUUAACUUUUUUUCUUUAACUCGUAACUUGUUAUGUUAGUCGAGUUUCUGUGUUUUAAGGGGGCGAAAAAUACGAUUGCAAAAAAAUCUCAAGUCUUUUGGAAUCACCUUUCUGUUGUGCCGAGUGUGACAGUUUGACUUUUUUACCUUAUCUUUUUUUUUUUGCAAUAUGUGAAUGAAUAAUGCUGUAUACAGCUGCCGCAGUGCUGUGAAAGGUCUAAUUCAGAAACAGGCUAAUUUAAAUGACCAGUUAUUCAAAGGAAACUUUUCAAGAGGAUAUUGUAAAUACAUUAUAUAUUUUCUGUAAAUAAAAAAAAGGAUGAUUCCGGUGAACUUGCAUCUGGCACUUAUGAGAUUUGGAGAGCUGAUAUUAUAAAAACCUCCUGAUAAUGCUGGACUGCUCUGGCUUCACUGAUGUCUCAGAUUAAAGCAUUUCAAACCAA